This is a messenger RNA of Tarenaya hassleriana, 781 nucleotides long. RefSeq names its product signal peptidase complex subunit 3B-like. Gene Ontology annotation, cellular component: membrane; signal peptidase complex. The transcript has 6 exons. The record is from RefSeq and is a predicted model, not a curated record. Lineage: Eukaryota; Viridiplantae; Streptophyta; Magnoliopsida; Brassicales; Cleomaceae. Bases 131 to 634 code for a protein of 167 amino acids. Gene Ontology annotation, biological process: protein targeting to ER.
CAAACAAGACGUCCGUCUUCUUCCAAACCGUACGGACAUAGGUUGGGAAACAAAGACAGAUCGUGAGGGAAGAACCAAACUCGGGAAACGGUAAGAGCCCCAACGAGUGAUUCGAAGGGAAGGGCCAAAGAUGCAUGCUUUCGGUUACAGAGCCAAUGCUCUGCUCACGUUCUCCGUCACCAUUCUCGCUUUCAUGUGCGCGAUCGCCUCCUUCUCCGAUAAUUUCAACCAUCCAACUCCUUCUGCUCAGAUCCAGAUAUUGAAUAUCAACUGGUUUCAGAAGCAACCCCAUGGAAAUGAUGAGGUCAGCUUGACGCUGAACAUAACGGCGGAUUUGCGGUCAUUGUUUACUUGGAACACGAAGCAGGUUUUCGUUUUUGUAGCGGCAGAGUAUGAAACCCCGACUAAUUCCUUGAACCAGGUUUCUCUAUGGGAUGCUAUAAUACCCGCCAAAGAACACGCAAAGUUCUGGAUUCAAAUCUCGAAUAAGUAUCGGUUCAUUGAUCAGGGACACAAUCUCCGAGGGAAAGACUUCAACUUGACAAUGCACUGGCAUGUCAUGCCCAAGACCGGGAAGAUGUUUACUGACAAAAUUGUGAUGUCUGGUUACCGUUUACCAGACGCAUACAGAUGAUGAGAACACACCGGGUUCCUAGGGUUUUUGGAUUCUGAUUCCAUUGGGAGUUUUGUCUCCUUUUUUUUUUUAACUGUAAUGUUUUACCAAAUCCCCUUCACGUUUCAGGCGUUAAUAGACAUCAGAGAGGUUUCUUCAGUUAGUUAA